AUGAGGACAAACCUUCUUCUAGUUCCUACCAAAAAAACGGACGAUGUCAACUGGGUCAAACCCAUCAACAACUAUCUCCUAUCGAUUUAUGGCAACACAUCGGAGUUUCAGCAAGAUCUAACUAAUUUCAACAAGCUCAGGCAAGAUAUCAGAGGUGUCAAUGCUGAUACCACAGGAAUCAGAUUGUACUUCAAGUAUUUCAGUCAAUUGGAACUUUUGGACUUGAGAAUCCCUGUUGCAACGGUGAACAAGCACAAGAAGAUCACAUUCACCUGGUACGAUGCUUUCCUGCCCUCGGCUCAACACAAGCAGUACGCCUUGCCUUUCGAGAAAGCAGGUGUUCUCUUUAACUUGGCAUCUUUGAUGCUGAAAGCUGCCAAUAUCAAAUACAACGAGUCACAGGGACUGUCUGCCACAGAUGACAGCGCUUUUAAGGAAGCAGUUCAAUACCUCCAGCAAGCUGCCGGUAUCUUUGACUUUGUCGGUGAGAGCUUUUUGCACGCCCCCUCCAAUGAUCUCAAUCCAGCCACCGUCAAGUUUUUGAAGGAUCUUUGUUUGGCCCAGAGCCAAGAGAUCUUCAACCUCAAAGUGAUCGAUGGCGAUCUAGAGCAGAAGAAGAACUCGCUUAUUUCCAAACUUUGCAAAAGCACUGCUGUGCAUUACGAAAAUUGUUUCAAUAACUGCAGCCAUCUUUUGAAUUCUGAUCCCUCAUCGCCCGAGGAUCAAUCCACCUUCGCAAUAGUUGAGGCUGGCUUGGAUGACGACGAUCUCGAGGAUAUUGAAGACCCGUUGGAUGAAUACAACCCAGCAAAGCAGGGGAUCCCAGAGUCGAGGGUGACAGCUCGUCUUGACCCCUUCUGGGUUGCUGUCUUGCAAGUCAAGUCACUCUACUACAAAUCUUUAUCAUACUACUUCCAGGGACUUCAAUUGGAAGCCACCCACAAGUAUGGAGAGGCUAUCGCGUACCUCUCAAAAUCUUUGGAGUCAAUCAAUGAGGUACCCCAGGCCAGUUUGAAAAGAAUUUCCAAGGCUGGCAACGACACUGCCUACGAUGUUUUGGAUAACCUCAAGUAUCAUAAGGAUGCUUUAGAAAUCAAGAUUCGAGAGCUCAACAAAGACAACGAUCUUGUUUACCACGAAAUUGUGCCAUCAUUGGUCACUUUGGCGGAACCAAAGCCCAUGGAUAGCUCAAAAUUGAUUCCAAUGAAUAAAAUCGAGCUUUUUGCCAAGGUGAACGAGCAGAGUUAUGAGAAUUUCCUCAAGAAUGUCGUGCCUAUGAACAUUCACGAGCUUUUGAGCUACUACUCUGAAGAGAAGUCGCAAUUUUUGAGGAAUGAAUUGGACGAAGUCGACGUUUCGAAUGAGGAGCUCUCAUCAGUCUUAGAGUAUUUGAAGUUGCCAAAAGCUCUCACACAUAUUAAAGAGAUUCUUCGGACCGACGAAACCCUCAAGUCGAGCUCUUCGGACCAAUCACUAGAUCCAGUAUUGGCUCAAAAGGUGGACGACAUUGCAUCGAAAUACUCUCAAGACACGACCAACCGCACAACCAUCUCUGAGCUCAGGUCCAAGAUUCUCGCCGCAGUUGGUGAAAGUGAGGCUAUUUUGAAAGAGCUGUUUUCCGAGAAUUCCAGUCGCUUUCGUGAUGAUUUGAUCAAAUUGAAGAAAGCACUUUACGACGCUGCAAACUCUGAUUCCAAAUUGUUUGCUCUCGUCGAUGCCGAGAAAAGCCUGCUUCAUGCUCUCUUGAGUAAGGGUAGCAAGUCUCGAGAGUUCAAGUCCCUAUUUGAUGUACCGAAGAAUGGCUCUCAAGCACAGCCCUCCGAAGAAAUCAGUUUACUAGACAUGGAUGAAUCGCAGAUCUCAGAUGCCAGCCACAAUGGUCAAAUUUCUGCUCUAGAGGAUAUUUUGCACAACCUCAACAUCCUCAAGACAAACAAAAACAAACUUGUGGAUAGAUUGAAGGAAGAGAUUCAUAGCGAUGACAUCUCCGAGAUUUUGAUGCUCAACAGCAAGGUGAAGCUGACCAACGAAAUCAAGUCCAUCAUCUUUCCAGAGGAGUUGAAGAAAUUUGAAGUUUUCUCGCAGCAAUUAGAUGACUUGAUAAAAAAGCAGUCGUCCUUGAUUAAUGAACUUAAGGAGAAGUGGACCAAGCUUAGUUCCAAUCCAAAAAUCAAGGAAGUCCAAAGCUCCAAAACCUUCCAAGAUGAAGUAUUCAAACAGCAGACUCACCGUAUCAACGACUUUUAUGACAACCACUGGAAGCGAUACUCGUUGGGCUUAGGAAAAGGGGUGGAGUACUACAUGCAAUUACUUCGAAUGGCCGAGAAUCUCAAACGUGCAAUUGAGUCUGAUAAAUCCAACUCCUUAAAUGAAUCCAUGAGCAGAAUGAGCCUUGGCGCAAGCUCAACAGGUGGAUCAAACUCGUCGCAUCAAUUCUUCUCAUCAUACCGUGGAGAGAACCAGCCAAAUCCUGCUCAGUCGUUUGCACAAUACAGUCCUUACAAUCAGGGUGUCCCCGGUGGCCAAUCGCUGCACCCCAGCCUCCAACAACCGCCUUUGCAACCGACUGGAGGUGAUGCUCACCAACCGCAGCAGCAAUAUGGAGCCUCCUCCGGCCAUGGCUCUUAUUCUCGGCCGGCACCUGCUCUUCCGCCAAAGAGGCCAAGCUAUUCCGAAAAUAGCCAAUUUGCCGGAAAUUAUGGAAAUCCUACCGCAGCUUCAAGUCAAGCGAAGCCGCAAAAUUCUGGUGGACUCAUCUAUGAUGAACCCUCAACUUACCAGCCGAACAUGUAUGACUUCUUCAAAAAGUGA
This is a messenger RNA of Candidozyma duobushaemuli, 2811 nucleotides long. RefSeq names its product Bro1p (gene BRO1). Bases 1 to 2811 code for a protein of 936 amino acids. Gene Ontology annotation, biological process: protein transport to vacuole involved in ubiquitin-dependent protein catabolic process via the multivesicular body sorting pathway. The record is from RefSeq and is a predicted model, not a curated record. NCBI's taxonomy places the organism in Eukaryota, Fungi, Ascomycota, Pichiomycetes, Serinales, Metschnikowiaceae. The transcript has a single exon. Gene Ontology annotation, molecular function: protein binding. Gene Ontology annotation, cellular component: endosome.